AUGCAGAUCUUUGUUGCCGUCUGUGUCGCCGCCCUCGCGGCCGUCACCCUGGCCACGUCCCCCCCCGCCGCGGGCGCACCAGUGCCUCAGAUUGUUAGCUCAGAAUUCAACCAGCAACCUGAGGGUGGAUACGUUUACAGUUACGAAACACAAGACGGUAUCAAAAGGACCGAGAACGGCGAGGUUAAAACCGUGAAUGACGAGGACAACAAGCCCCAACAAGUUGUAGUCGUGCGCGGCUCGUACAGCUACCCCGACGAGAAUGGUGAGCAGCACAACGUGAACUACGUCGCUGAUGAAAACGGCUUCCAGCCAGAAAGCGCAGACAUCCCCGUGCAGGCCUAAGCAUACAACGGACAGACCUGACCAACGGC
Cydia splendana is the source of this 374-nucleotide messenger RNA. Its product is annotated as larval cuticle protein 1-like. The transcript has 2 exons. Gene Ontology annotation, molecular function: structural constituent of chitin-based larval cuticle. Gene Ontology annotation, cellular component: chitin-based extracellular matrix. The record is from RefSeq and is a predicted model, not a curated record. Lineage: Eukaryota; Metazoa; Arthropoda; Insecta; Lepidoptera; Tortricidae. The coding region runs from base 1 to 345 and encodes 114 amino acids.